This is a messenger RNA of Insectozyma verbasci, 600 nucleotides long. NCBI's taxonomy places the organism in Eukaryota, Fungi, Ascomycota, Pichiomycetes, Serinales, Debaryomycetaceae. The record is from the annotation of a GenBank genome assembly.
AUGUCAGCAGAAGAUGAUUUAAUUCCUGAAAAAGUAGAAGGUUAUACCGUUGGUGAAAAGAAAACAAUUGAUGAAUAUAAUAAAUUAGAUGCUGAAGAUGAAUCAUUAGCUAAAUGGAAAGCAUCAUUAGGUUUAUCAACAAAUUCAAAUUUAUUACCAAUUAAACCUAAUGAUUUUCGUAAAGUUGUAAUUACAGAAAUGGCAUUAGAAUUUCCAGAUCAAAAUUUAAAUCCAAUUGUAAUUAAUUUUGAAGAUGCAAAUGGUAAUACUAUUAAAGAUAAUGAAGUUAAAUUUCAAAUUAAAGAAAAAUCAAUUUAUCAAUUAAUUAUUAAAUUUAGAGUUCAAUCGGAAAUUAUUACUGGUUUAAAAUAUUUACAUAGUGUUAAACGUGGUGGUAUUAGAGUUGAAAAAUUAGAAGAACCUUUAGGUAGUUAUGCUCCAAAUACAAUCGAUAAACCAUUUUAUGAAAAAAAAUUCGGUGAAGUUGAAGCUCCAAGUGGUAUGAUUGCAAGAGGUACUUAUUCUGCUGUUUCUAAAUUUGUUGAUGAUGAUGAUAAUGUUCAUUUAACUGUUCCUUGGAGUUUUUCAAUUGUAAAGUAA